AUGUCCCCGUCGGGCGCCGACAGCGGCGGUACCGUCGCGGAGAAGCUCUUCUGGAUCCUCUUCUACUCCGCGUGCAGCUCCUCCAUGCUCGUCAUCAACAAGCUCGCGGUGGAGGCGGUCCCGCUGCCGACGGUCGUCUCCGCGUCGCAGCUCGUCGUCUCCGCCGCGGUCGUCGUGCUCCUGAGAGCGCUCGGAUACGACGUCAUGGGACCGAUGCAGCGGUCAAAAGUGGUGCCCUUCGCGCUGUACACCGCGAUGUUCGCGGCGGGGUUAUUCAGCAACAUGAAAGCGCUGCUUCUCACGAACGUCGGCGCGGUCAUCGCCGCGCGGUCGUGCCUCCCCGUGAUCGUGUGCCUCAUCGAGUACUUCUUCAUGGGACGCGCGCUCCCGGGCGCGCGCUCGGCGACGUCGCUCGCCGGCGUCGUCUUCUUCGCAAUGACGUACAUCAAGUCGUCCUCCUCCGUGGACGUGGACGGCGCCAGCGGAUACGCGUGGCUGUUCGUGUGGUGGAUGUUGCUCGCGGUUCAGAUGACGUACGGGAAGUGGAUGACGGAAAAGAUCGAGAUGACGCAGUGGGAGCGCGUGUUUUACACCAACGCGUUCGCCGUCCCGCCGACCGCGCUCAUCUUUCUCAGCACUGGGGAGUACAGUCAAGCGAGGGACGUCGUUCUCGGCGAGAACGCGACGCUGUGGCUCCUCGCGUCGUGCGCCAUGGGCGUCGGCAUCUCGUACUGCGGCUGGAAAGUGCGCACCGUCAUCACCGCGACGACGUUCACGCUCGUCGGCGUUUUGAAUAAGAUGGCGACGAUCGCGUUCACCGUGGUGGUGUGGCCGCAGGACACGACGCUCACGUCCAUCGCCGCGCUCGUCGCGUGCAUCUUGUUCGGACUGCUGUACCAAGACGCGCCGAAGCGAAAGACGAAAGGGGUGGGAUCGUCGAAGGGGGGGGUGAUCGGAGGCGGAGGGAAGAGCGGAUUCGCGUGA
Messenger RNA from Micromonas pusilla CCMP1545, 984 nucleotides. RefSeq names its product Drug/Metabolite transporter superfamily. The record is from RefSeq and is a predicted model, not a curated record. The coding region runs from base 1 to 984 and encodes 327 amino acids. The transcript has a single exon. Gene Ontology annotation, molecular function: GDP-fucose transmembrane transporter activity; antiporter activity. Lineage: Eukaryota; Viridiplantae; Chlorophyta; Mamiellophyceae; Mamiellales; Mamiellaceae. Gene Ontology annotation, cellular component: Golgi apparatus.